AUGCAGGCACGUGUACUUGUCGGAGGGCAGCGAUCCCCCUCGCUCCUUGUGAAAAUUGGGGUGAAGCAGGAAUGCGUGCUGGCCCCUGUGAUCUUUAAUCUUUAUCUGACGGCAGCUACUCUCCUAUUCCACAAGACCAUCAAGGAAGAAGGAGGUGUACAAAUUCAGUUCUGUUUGGACAGGAGUUUGUUCAACAUAAGGCGCCUACAGGCGAAGACAAAGACCCUGGUCACUAACAUUCAAGAGCUGCAAUAUGCAGAUGACUAUGCGCUACUGGCUCAUAGCCCAGCCGCCAUGCAGCGUGCCCUGGACACCAUGUCCUCUAUCUACAGCUCACUAGGACUCAUGAUCAACACCCAAAAAAACUGA
Molecule: messenger RNA, 369 nt
Organism: Xyrichtys novacula (pearly razorfish)
Lineage: Eukaryota; Metazoa; Chordata; Actinopteri; Labriformes; Labridae
Source: the annotation of a GenBank genome assembly